Molecule: messenger RNA, 2147 nt
Organism: Oryza sativa Japonica Group (Japanese rice)
Lineage: Eukaryota; Viridiplantae; Streptophyta; Magnoliopsida; Poales; Poaceae
Source: RefSeq, a predicted model, not a curated record
AAUAAUUUGAUGCAAUUAAUUCCACAUUAAUUCGCUGUUUCAACAUCCAUCUUACUAGUUAGAGUACUACACAAGUAUACACUAUCUGUCGCAUUCCACACCUUGAUCUCAGAUAACGUUGAUCUCUUCAACUCAUGUGAUAAAUCUAAUGAAAAUCUUCAGUGCCCAACGUGUGCAUCUACCUCUCCUCCAACCAACCACCCACUAUAUAAACCCUUCCCCACUUAACCACGGUUAGUUCAUACCAACACAUCUCCAUUGCUGCUUAAGUUUCUUGGACCAAACGUGCACCCCAAGUGUUCGACGAUAUGGAGCUCACCAUGGCGUCGACGAUGUCGCUCGCGCUGCUCGUGCUCUCCGCGGCGUACGUGUUGGUCGCGUUGAGGAGGAGCCGGUCGUCGUCGUCAAAGCCACGGCGGCUGCCGCCGUCGCCGCCGGGGUGGCCGGUGAUCGGGCACCUCCACCUCAUGUCCGGCAUGCCGCACCACGCGCUGGCCGAGCUGGCGCGCACCAUGCGCGCGCCGCUGUUCCGGAUGCGGCUGGGGAGCGUGCCGGCGGUGGUGAUCUCCAAGCCGGACCUCGCCCGCGCCGCGCUCACCACCAACGACGCCGCGCUGGCGUCGCGGCCGCACCUGCUCUCCGGCCAGUUCCUGUCGUUCGGCUGCUCCGACGUGACGUUCGCGCCGGCGGGGCCGUACCACCGGAUGGCGCGCCGCGUGGUGGUGUCGGAGCUCCUGUCGGCGCGUCGCGUCGCCACGUACGGCGCCGUCAGGGUCAAGGAGCUCCGCCGCCUGCUCGCGCACCUCACCAAGAACACCUCGCCGGCGAAGCCCGUCGACCUCAGCGAGUGCUUCCUCAACCUCGCCAACGACGUGCUCUGCCGCGUCGCGUUCGGCCGCCGGUUCCCGCACGGCGAGGGCGACAAGCUCGGCGCGGUGCUCGCCGAGGCGCAGGACCUCUUCGCCGGGUUCACCAUCGGCGACUUCUUCCCCGAGCUCGAGCCCGUCGCCAGCACCGUCACCGGACUCCGCCGCCGCCUCAAGAAGUGCCUCGCCGACCUCCGCGAGGCCUGCGACGUGAUCGUGGACGAACACAUCAGCGGCAACCGCCAGCGCAUCCCCGGCGACCGCGACGAGGACUUCGUCGACGUCCUCCUCCGCGUCCAGAAAUCCCCCGACCUCGAGGUCCCCCUAACCGACGACAAUCUCAAGGCCCUCGUCCUGGACAUGUUCGUCGCCGGCACGGACACCACGUUCGCGACGCUGGAGUGGGUGAUGACGGAGCUAGUCCGCCACCCACGGAUCCUCAAGAAGGCGCAGGAGGAGGUCCGGCGAGUCGUCGGCGACAGCGGCCGCGUCGAGGAGUCCCACCUCGGCGAGCUCCACUACAUGCGCGCCAUCAUCAAGGAGACGUUCCGGCUGCACCCGGCGGUGCCGUUGCUAGUGCCGCGCGAGUCCGUCGCGCCGUGCACGCUGGGCGGCUACGACAUCCCGGCGAGGACGCGGGUGUUCAUCAACACGUUCGCCAUGGGGCGCGACCCGGAGAUCUGGGACAACCCGCUGGAGUACUCGCCGGAGAGGUUCGAGAGCGCCGGCGGCGGCGGCGAGAUCGACCUCAAGGACCCGGACUACAAGCUGCUGCCGUUCGGCGGCGGGCGGCGAGGGUGCCCCGGCUACACGUUCGCGCUCGCCACCGUGCAGGUGUCGCUCGCCAGCUUGCUCUACCACUUCGAGUGGGCGCUGCCCGCCGGCGUGCGCGCCGAGGACGUCAACCUCGACGAGACGUUCGGCCUCGCCACGAGGAAGAAGGAGCCGCUCUUCGUCGCCGUCAGGAAGAGCGACGCGUACGAGUUUAAGGGAGAGGAGCUUAGUGAGGUUUAAGUUAAAUUAAGUAAUGAUUAGCGAUAGAUAGAUUUUUAUUAUUUUUAUUAUGUUUUGGGAUAAUAAUAAGGGUUAAAGUUUUGUGCUUGCUAAGUAACCUGGAGGCUGGAGCUGGUAAUAUUGUGACUAAGCAGAGAAGCAAGCCUGUGUGAUUUCGAUGUAAAAGUACAGGAUAUGGUGCCUAAUGAAUAAAAGAAGUCAAUAAGUGGCGUAUUUCUCUUGUAACUUGUAAGCUAUAUCGAAUUUUAAACUUUAGAGAUUAAUUUA